Messenger RNA from Ruditapes philippinarum (Manila clam), 5129 nucleotides. RefSeq names its product multidrug resistance-associated protein 1-like. Gene Ontology annotation, biological process: transmembrane transport. Lineage: Eukaryota; Metazoa; Mollusca; Bivalvia; Venerida; Veneridae. The record is from RefSeq and is a predicted model, not a curated record. The coding region runs from base 533 to 4972 and encodes 1479 amino acids. Gene Ontology annotation, cellular component: membrane. The transcript has 33 exons. Gene Ontology annotation, molecular function: ABC-type transporter activity; ATP hydrolysis activity; ATP binding.
AAUGUGCCUUUAAAGUUAGUAAGAGUUAACAACAGUAUAGAACCCUUUCAGGUUGCCCGGAUAUUCAGGAUAGGCCAUAUACUGAUGGCAAAGGUUAUGUGCUUUAAGUUCCAGCCGGUAGAGGGUUAAUAAUUGUUUUAAGGAUUACUGUAUAUGGAAGCGUUCUGAGUUUCUUUUGACCUUUGUGAUAAAAUACAAUGAAUGAAACUUAUUCGAAACGAACAGCUUACUUAUAUUGACACGCAUAAUUAUUCAAUAAGUCGUGACUAAUAAUAGUGAUAUAGUACUAAUUCUACAUAUUAAAAUAUUCACGCACAUGAAAACUGAAAACAGUACACAUACAUAAUGAUAUAUACAUAUUUAUAAUUACCUCAGAAAACGUUUAUAUUAAAAUAAUUGACUUAUACAUCGUCCUAGUAAUUUACCUCUGUUCUUUGAUCGACCGAGUGGAUAUUUAUGCCAUGAACAAUAUUGGUGGUGUUCAAAGUUUCCAUAAUCGUUUUUAAUUUAUGUUUUUAAAGCUGAAAGAGGAAUGUUUGAAAAGAUCUGUGGAGAAUAUCCAUUAUGGGAUGCUGACAAAGCACUUCAAGCUAAACCAGAAUUUAGUCCCUGUUUUGAAGACACCGUAUUAGUAUGGAUACCAUAUGGCUACUUAUGGAUAACUUUAAUACCAUAUCUUCUGUACUUAAAAAAGAGGGACAAUGAUCCUCCGCUACCAUGGACGCCGUUGAUCAUAACUAAAACGAUUUUGACAGUAUUUUUGUUUUGUUUGGCAAUAACAGACGCUUUGCUAACAAAGGGUAACGGGUACAGGUGCACCAGUGAUAUGAACAUCCCCUCGGGUAUCUACUUAGCUGACGGUAUAAAAGCCGCAACGUUUAUUUUAAUUUUGGUACUCGAGCAUUACAUGCGUAUUCUUGGAGUGAAAUCGUCCGGAGUCCCUUUUGUUUUCUGGUUACUAGCAACAGUAGCAGCUAUUGUUCCAGUAUAUUCAGUAUCGUCUGCAGGGGUGUGGUGUUCUAAAAGUACACUCCAUUGUAUAGAGUUUGGUUUUCUGUGUAUACAGGUGAUUUUGCGAUGUUUCGCCGAUCAGUAUAAAAACAGGGGGUAUCAUGGUUUAGACUCAGAUCCAUGCCCAGAAGAAAAUGCUUCAGUUUUAAACAAAAUAACAUUUUCCUGGAUAACAUCUUUGAUCGUGAAGGCAUAUAAACAGACAUUGACUAGCAAAGAUUUGUGGACGCAGACGAGACGACUUCAGAGCAAGCGAGUGGUCGGACAUUUUCUUAGAAACUGGAAAUUUACUAAAGAUAAACUGAAAGCACUAAAAAUUUCAAGAGCUAAAGAUCACGCCCAUUCAUACAGUCGAUACAGUAAGGACUUUGGUUCAGAAAGAACGCCGUUGCUAGGCAACGUUUACAGUGAUGACAACGGUACUAAUAACGUUUCGUUCGGGACUGUACCAGUAGACGCUGAUGGUAGAGAAAAUCCUUCCAUUUUCAAAGUUGUAAUAAAAUCAUUCGGUUGGAUGUGGGUCGAGGCAUGCGGAUAUAAAAUAAUUGGCGAUGCAGUGAAUCUCAUGCAACCACUUAUUUUAAGUGCUAUUAUCGACGUAAUAGAGAAGAAAAAUGGCGAUGAUGCUUUACCUGUUUGGAUAGGAUUUACGUAUGCUGUGGCCCUUUUUGUUACCAGCAUGAUCAAGUCUCUAGUAUGGCAGACAUGUCUGCAGAAUAUGAUUGGUCUAGGACUUACAAUAAAAACAGCUUUGAUUGGUGCAGUCUAUCGAAAGGCUUUGACGCUUUCAAAUUCUGCCAAGAAAUCAUCUACUGUUGGAGAAAUUGUGAACUUGAUGUCAGUAGAUUGUCAAAGAGUUCAGGAUGCUUUUACAUUUUCCCAUCAUAUAGUGUCUCUACCUUUCGUAACGAUUGUUGCUAUGGUACAACUAUGGACGUUUAUGGGCGUGGCUAUGUUUGGUGGACUAGCGGUUGUAUUGUUGGCUAUUAUAAUAAAUGGAAUUCUGGGAAGACUUCAGCAACGUCUGCAAAUACAGAUUCUACGUAACAAAAGUAAACGAGUGAAAAUUUUGAAUGAAGUAAUCAAUGGUAUAAAGGUUUUAAAGAUGUACACAUGGGAGAUUCCGUUUCAAAAGAAAGUGACGGCUAUACGUGCCGAGGAGUUAUCAAGAUUGUGGAAAUAUGCCAUGCUGACAGCUGUCGCCAUUUUAUUUUCAAUUCACAGCCCCUUCAUGGUGAAUUAUAUGUUGGUUUUGGUGUACACGUUGAUGCAAUCGGUACAUUAUCUUGAUGCCCAGACGGCUUUUGUUGUGCUUUCUUUAGUCAACAUUUUGCGUGGACCAAUAACCCUUACACCGUUUGUGAUCAACGGUGUUAUACAAGGCUAUGUAUCCCUGACGAGAAUUCAAACGUUUUUAUGGAAAGAAGAUAUCAACGAAGACAAUAUUUCUACUAAUGAAGCGGGAGAAUACAGCAUAAAUAUAGAAAACGGGUCAUUUGCGUGGGACAGAAACGAUCCAAAACCAACUCUUACAGGUAUUGAUUUGAAACUUCGCGAAGGACAAAUUUAUGCAGUAGUUGGCCAAGUAGGAUGUGGGAAAUCGUCAUUAAUAUCUUCCAUUCUUGGAGAAAUGGAAAAACUAAAAGGAAAUGUUAAUAUAAAGGGUAAACUAGCAUAUGUUCCACAGGAAGCGUGGAUUCAAAAUUUAACAGUCCGUGAUAAUAUCAUCUUUGGUAAUGAAUGGGACCUUGAUAGGUACAACAAAGUUCUGACCGGAUGUGCAAUGGUGCCUGAUCUCGAAAUGCUGUCCGGCGGUGAUAUGACGGAAAUAGGUGAAAAGGGUAUAAACAUCAGUGGUGGCCAGAAACAACGAGUAAGUUUAGCAAGAGCUGUAUAUUCGGACUGCGAAUUCAUAUUUGACUAUCUUCUUUUAUUUAUGGGAUGGUUUUUGCAAAUUUCUUGUUCAAACAUACUAAAAAAUGAUGAGGAGUCGGAUGCCGAUGACACUGAUGUUCACACGGCGAGCAUCAUUCCUGAUGACAUAACACCGCCGAAAUCUUCUACGAAAAGACGAAGACAUAAAUCAAGUGAGCGGGAAAAGUCGUUUGGAAUGUCGUUUACAAAAGAAGCUGGUUCAAAUAAAGACAUGAAGAAGAACGAUCAGUUGAUGAGUCGUCUGGUGCAAGAAGAACAGUCUCAAAAGGGAGCGGUUAAGUUCGCAGUGUUUCAAAAGUACGCCAAAUCCAUGGGUUAUAUAGCUCUGAUAUUUGUAAUGGUAUUUAUGGUGGCGUUCCAGUCUUUAAAUGUCUUUUCUAAUUACUGGUUAACCUACUGGACAGAAGACGAACUUAUGAAGAAUGUAUCGUUAGGGCAUACAUCGGAAUACGAAAAUAGAUAUGUGUAUUAUUUGGUAUGGUAUACCGUUAUUGGAGUUAUUCAAGGCGGUGCCAUCUUUGCAUUUGGUGCACUUGCUUUAACAAGGAUGGUUAGAGCGUCCGGUAUACUACAUAACUCUAUGUUAGAAUGCAUUCUUCGUUCACCAAUGUCUUUCUUCGACACGACACCAGUGGGUAGAAUAAUGAACAGAUUUUCCAGUGAUAUCGAUGUCAUGGAUGAUAGACUGCCUCUAAAUUUUAGAUUAUGGAAUAUCCAGAUUUUCAGUACCAUUGCAACAAUUAUCGUCGUGUCCAUAAGUACGCCAAUCUUCCUGGUUGUCAUAGUUCCCGUGACCAUCGUAUAUCUAAUGUUAUUGAAAUUCUUUCUACCGACUGCAAGACAAGUGAAGAGACUUGAGUCUGUCCUUAGGUCUCCAAUAUAUAACCACUUUAGUGAAACCAUCACUGGUGUUAGCGUCAUCAGAGCCUAUAAAUGUAUGGACAGAUUUAUCGAAGAGUCUGAAAAAAGAAUUGAUACAAACAUUAAGUUUUUCUUUGCAGCCCUCUCUGCUUCCAGGUGGAUUGCAAUACGGCUUGAAACUUUAGGAAAUAUUUUAAUUUUGGCGGCUGCAAUAUUUGCUCUGAUAUCUACUGGUCUGAACGGGGCACAAGUUGGUCUGUCUAUUACGUAUGCACUUCAAAUCACUAUAAGUUUAAAUCUUGUAAUACAAGCUGUAAGCGAGAUGGAAAUGAACAUUGUUUCUGCUGAAAGGGUAAAGGAGUACACAGAGUUGAGCCCUGAGGCACCUUGGUCAAUCAGAUCAAGACGUCCGAGUAGAGGCUGGCCUAGAACUGGAUCUAUAGAGUUCCGUUUGUUUAGAACACGAUACAGAGAUGGCUUAGAAUUAACACUUAAAGGAAUCAGUUGUCAAAUACGUUCUGGAGAAAAGGUAGGAAUAGUUGGAAGAACAGGGGCUGGCAAGUCAUCCCUCGCAUUGUCAUUGUUUAGGUUGAUCGAAUCAGCAGGUGGUGCUAUUAUCAUUGAUGGACAAAACAUCGGAGAUAUAGGGCUUCAUGACCUCCGCAGUAAACUCACUAUUCUUCCCCAGGAUCCUGUAUUGUUUUCUGGAACACUAAGAGAAAAUCUUGACCCAUUUGGUAGAUACGAUGAACACUUGUUAUGGGAGGCUUUAAAAUGUGCACAUUUAAAGGCAGCGGUAGAUAAUAUGUCAGGACAAUUGGAAUAUGAAUGUGGCGAAGGAGGAAGCAAUCUGAGUGUUGGACAAAGACAGCUGGUUUGUCUGGCCAGGACAUUGCUUCAUAAAACGAAAAUUCUAAUACUUGAUGAGGCCACUGCAGCAGUUGAUUUAGAAACUGAUGAACUUAUUCAGGCAACAAUAAGGACCGAGUUUAGUGAUUGUACUAUACUAACAAUAGCCCAUAGACUUAAUACAGUACUUGAUUAUGAUAGGGUUCUUGUUUUGUCUGAAGGAAAGAUACUUGAAAUUGAUGCCCCGAAUAAAUUGUUACAGGAUCCAAGCAGUGUUUUCUUUAAGAUGGCAAAAGAUGCUGGAUUAGUGUCGUAGAAAACUAUAUUCUAUUAAAGCUGUAUUAUUGGCGAGUUAUUUUGAAACAGGCAAAGUGUUUGAAAUGUUACAUAGAGUUAACAAGAUAUUGUCUGAAUGAAUCCCCCGUGUUAAAAAAUACUUUAAAUAAAAAGUUGACUACACAUGUUUUAAAGCU